Danio rerio (zebrafish) is the source of this 2484-nucleotide messenger RNA. Lineage: Eukaryota; Metazoa; Chordata; Actinopteri; Cypriniformes; Danionidae. The record is from RefSeq and is a predicted model, not a curated record.
CGGACACAUUUGGUUGCUACACAGAAAAGGGAAAACAACAAACCCAAGCAGCUGCGGUUUGUCCUGUCAGAUGUCAGUGAGCGAUGCUAAUGAUACUUUCCCCCAUGUCGUAAUAUUAUAAUCCGGAAAUGGAGCGCAGGGUGGCGGGGAGAUGGGCUUCAGGACGCCGCUGACCGGGAGUGUGUGCGAUUUGUGAUCAUCUUUAUCUUUAUCUGUCGGGAUGCCCGGACUGCUGGUGUUCGGGCGCCGGUGGCGGAUCGCCAGUGAUGAUCUGGUGUUUCCCGGAGCCUUCGAGCUGUUUAUCCGGGCUGUGUGGUGGAUCGUGACUUUAGUGGUUUACACGAACCAUAAGGGCAGCUUCGACUGUAAGGGUGGAGCAUAUCUGCAGUACUACCUGCUGGUUCUUCUGUUUCUACUGGCUGUCAUCAUCUUGACUCUGUGUGCCAUCGUUUAUGUCAGCGCUCAAGGAACCAUAAUGAAUCAGGGUCCUCGGCGCUCCAUGCCGCUCCUGGUGUACCUGCGAGCCGUCCUGUAUUUCCCAGAAUUCGUUUGGGCAUGUCUGGGGGCCGUCUGGGUUUCUGACAACAGCUCCGGAUGCCAGCCAGAGGAGGUUGGGGCCGUCAUUGGGGCUGUGGUGUCCAGCUGGGUCAUCCUGCUGGCGAUGGCGGUGGGUGUGCUGGUGGUGUUUGACCCAUUGGGUAGUCCUGGGCCGAGUCGGGGUCUUCGUGAUCUUCAGAGCAGUGAAUCGUCUCAGCUCUUCUCCUCAGCUCAGUCUGUGGCGUCUCGAGUGUGGGAGAACCGGCUGAGGCUGCUGUGCUGCUGUCUGCCUCAGGAUGAUAACCACCGCGCAGCUUUCUCCAGCAUCGCACAGCUCGUCAGCGGAUUCUUCAUGGACACAGAUCUGGUUCCCAGUGAUAUCGCUGCUGGUCUCGCUCUUCUGCAUCAGGAACAGGACAAGAUGGAGCAGUGCAGAGACCCGGAUGAAGUGCUGACACACAGUCCGUCCUCUCCCAUAAGGGAGGAUCUGGAGCAGGAGCUGGAGAAAUCUGCUCAUUAUAUGCAGUUUGCAGCCGCAGCGUACGGAUGGCCACUGUACGUCUACUCCAACCCGCUCACUGGAGUCUGCAAGCUCAGCGGGGACUGCUGUGGCAGCCGGCAUGCAGAGUAUGAUCUGGUCGGAGGAGACGCUCUGGGCUGUCAUUUCACCUCCAUAUUGCAGAGCACCGGCCUGCAGUACCGAGACUUCAUCCACAUCAGCUUCCACAACCAGAUCUACGAAGUCCCGUUCUUCGUGGCGUUGGAUCAUAAACGAGAAGCAGUGCUUGUUGCUGUGCGAGGAACUCUGUCACUGAAGGAUGUUUUGACGGAUCUCUCGGCUGAGUGUGAGAAUCUGUCUGUUGAAGGAGUUUCAGGAUCCUGCUACGCUCACAAGGGCAUCUCUCAGGCCGCACACUUCAUCUACAAGAGACUGGUGCAUGAUGGGAUACUGAGCCAGGCCUUCAGCAUCGCACCUGAGUAUAAGCUGGUGGUCACUGGACACAGUCUGGGUGCAGGAACGGCGUCUCUGCUGGCGGUUCUCCUGCACAGCUCACAGCCCACACUGGAGUGUUACGCCUUCAGUCCACCAGGGGGACUCAUGAGUAAGGCGCUGGCGGAUUUCUCCAAGCAGUUUGUGGUGUCUGUCAUUCUGGGGAAGGAUCUGGUGCCCAGGCUGAGUAUUCCAAACAUGGAGGACUUGAAAAGACGAUUAUUAAAAAUGGUGUCUAACUGCAGCAAGCCAAAGUAUCAGAUCCUGCUGCAGGGCUGCUGGUACGAGGUGUUCGGAGGAUCUCCGGAUGACUCCCCGACGGAGCUGGAGAGCCGGCGUGAGGAGGAGCUGAGCCGGCCGCUGCUGGGAGCAGAGUGUGUGUCUGCGGCUCCGUCCAGCAGCUACCAGAGCCUGUCCUCAGACGACUCACCUGUGCAGAACACACACCUGCCGCUCUACCUGCCCGGACGAGUGCUGUACGUGACGGAGGACGGACCCUCCCGCAGGCCGUGUUUCUCGCAGGUCAGGUAUCGAGCUGAAUGGUCCAGUGAGGCGUCGUUUCGUAACGUCAUGAUCAGCCCAAAGAUGAUCAAAGACCACAUGCCGGACGUGGUGCUGCGGGCGCUGCAGAGUCUGACCCAGCAGCCGUUUACCCUCUGCCCAUCAUCCAGCAGCAACAGCCAUCUGAACGUCAUCUGACGGACCUAUUUAUAUCUGCAUUUAUAACACACACACCACAGGUCAAAGGUUUAACAACAGGAAGAUUUGUCAUAUUUUUUUGUAAAGAACAAAUCUCUUCUGGUCAGCAAGUUUGCAUUCAUUUGAUCCAAAGUACAUGAAAAACAGUCAAAUAAAUAUAUGUAUUAAAGAUAAACACUGUUCUUUAUAUCUAUCAAAGAAAGCUGAAACAGUUAUACUGUUUUCAACUGCUGUUGCCAAUAUUAUUAUUAUUAUUA